AUGCCUACCCUGCCUUCUUUUUGCCGAAUUUCUGUUUGUCAACAAAAAAUUAUUUUUAUGCAGGUCUUUUCUACAAUUACUACUAUUGGCUAUGGAUAUCUCUAUCCAGUAACGAGUGCUGGAAGAAUUCUUUCCAUCCUUAUCAGCCUUAUCGGCAUCCCUUUCACAAUCAUUGUGAUAAAAGAUUUAGCGUAUAUCAUUGCAAAACUGAUGAAUUAUCCUAGCGUCUUACUAGUCAAGUGCUGGGCAGCUUUUCGAUUCUGUACGCUUCGAGCGAUUGAUGAAGAUGAAUUGGAUAAAAAACUGCAUGGAGAACAUGCUGAGAGGAAGGACUAUCGCCUUCAAAACACAGAAAGGCUGCUUGCUAUACCCGUAAGAAUCAACAAAAUAAAAAUAUUGCGCUAGAC
Molecule: messenger RNA, 407 nt
Organism: Cylicostephanus goldi
Lineage: Eukaryota; Metazoa; Nematoda; Chromadorea; Rhabditida; Strongylidae
Source: the annotation of a GenBank genome assembly